Molecule: messenger RNA, 2079 nt
Organism: Arachis stenosperma
Lineage: Eukaryota; Viridiplantae; Streptophyta; Magnoliopsida; Fabales; Fabaceae
Exons: 4
Coding region: 1-2079 (692 amino acids)
Molecular function (GO): zinc ion binding
Source: RefSeq, a predicted model, not a curated record
AUGCACGUGGCGGAUGAAGCUAGUAUACAAGGAAUGUUUUUGACCUACCAUCAAACUAGAGCACGAGCCUCACUCAUCGAGUUAUAUGUUGAGUUCGAAGAAAUUGAAGAUAUUGAUUUUCCGGAACCUAAUAUAGACUGGAUGGGUUAUAAUACCGAAAGUGAUGAAGAGUUUGAAGGUAAUUAUGAAGUUGUUGGUCCAACUGAAGAUGUGGAAGAAGAUGAUAUAUCAGUUGAGGGAGAUGUAGCAGAUGUUGCUAAUGCACUAGUGGAUCAACAUCUAUCAGGACAGCCAUCGUUUAUGCAUACUUUAAAUCUUGAUGCCAUGCAUAUUCCAGAAUUUCCUGAAUAUGUCAAUAGAGUUCCUACUGUUGUCGUAGAUGGUGAGUUCGUCGUUGGAAUGGAGUUUAAUUCUAGAGAAGCUGUGAUUGCAGCAGUUAAAGAAGUUAGUCUUAUAAAAAGACAGUAUUGUUGGGUGAUAAGGAGGUAUGACGGUAGUCACACGUGCAUCAGAUCUACUAUCUCUCAAGAUCAUGCCAAACUGGACUCUGGUACAAUUGCAGAAGCGAUAAAAUCAUUGGUUGAAGCCGACCCAUCUCUAAAGGUGAAAUCUGUAAUUGCUGAAGUGCAGUCGAAGUUCAACUAUACAAUAAGUUAUCACAAAGCAUGGUUGGCCAAACAAAAAGCAGUUGAGAAAAUAUUUGGUGGGUGGGAAGCUUCUUAUGAAGCUUUGCCGACAUGGUUUGAAGCAAUGGUUGCAAAAGAACCAUCAGCAGCUGUUGAGUACGAAACUGCAUAUGCUUACCGAGGAGAUGAGUUGGUUGAGGAUCUCAGGAUUUUGACGCGAGUCUUUUGGGCUUUCUAUCCUUGUAUUAAAGCAUUUAGAAGCUGCAAGCCGCUGGUACAGGUAGACGGCACACACUUGUAUGGAAAAUAUAAAAGGGCUCUUUUGGUUGCAGUAUCACAAGAUGGAAAUGGGAAUAUCGUGCCUCUUGCAUUUGCCAUAGUCGAGGGUGAGACCGCCGAUGCUUGGCACUUUUUUCUUAGCCAUCUACGAACGCAUGUAGUAAAUCGAGAUGGUGUUGGUCUUAUCUCUGAUCGACACGAGUCCAUUAUCUCAGCUGUAGGUCGUAGUGAUGGAGCAUGGCAAUAUCCGAGGGCUAUUCACAUGUUUUGCAUCAGGCACAUCGCUUCUAACUUCUUGAGAAGGUUCAAAGCGCCAGGAUUGCAGAAGCUGAUUGUCAACAUAGGCUAUUCUAGAACAGUCCGUGAAUUCAACAUGUGUUACGAGAGAUAUUGUGAGAGGGGUGUGGCUUACAAGCAGUGGCUCGACAAUAUUCCUCGAUCACAAUAUGCCUUGGCAUAUGAUGAGGGACAUCGCUGGGGACACAUGACCACUAACCUAGUGGAGUGCAUUAACGGAGUUUUGAAAGGAGCACGUAAUCUUCCUGUGACAGCCCUUGUCAAGGCAACUUUUUACAGACUUAAUGCCUUGUUCACAAGGAAGAGGGCCGAGGCUGAGGCUCGUAUAAGUGCAGGUCAUUUAUUCUCUGAGUAUGCAACUGAGAAAAUCCAGUCUAAUCAAACGGCAUCAGGAAAUAUCCAAGUUAAUUUAUUUGAUAGGCAAAACGAAGUUUUUGAAGUACGAGAGAUGCCCAGUGGUUUAGAGUUUGCAGUAAAUCUGCGUCUAAGACAUUGCGAUUGUGGUGAGUUUCAGGUCGAUCGAAUUCCUUGUCGCCAUGUAUUUGCCUGUUGUGCAAACCAGCGCCUAGAUUGGAAGCAGUAUGUGCAUGAGGUAUAUACAAUGGCAGAGAUCCGAAAGGUGUACAGAACCCGAUUCAGGCCACUAGGAAAUCCAACAACAUGGCCUGUGUAUCAAGGACCACGACUAGUACCAAAUCCUCACCUCAGGCGAGUGGCCAAAGGUCGUCCUAAAAAAACACGCUUCUUAAAUGAGAUGGAUGUGCGUGAUUUACGUGGUCCUAGGCGUUGUAGACUUUGUGGUGGUGAGAGUCACAGCCGAAGUAGAUGCCCGCAUCGUGGAGGAGCUAGUGCUAGUGGUUCGGCUCCGAAUGAGUAG